Messenger RNA from Cyphellophora europaea CBS 101466, 1509 nucleotides. RefSeq lists its product as uncharacterized. Gene Ontology annotation, molecular function: aminopeptidase activity; metalloexopeptidase activity. The transcript has a single exon. NCBI's taxonomy places the organism in Eukaryota, Fungi, Ascomycota, Eurotiomycetes, Chaetothyriales, Cyphellophoraceae. Bases 1 to 1509 code for a protein of 502 amino acids. The record is from RefSeq and is a predicted model, not a curated record. Gene Ontology annotation, biological process: proteolysis.
AUGAAGACCUCCCUCAUCUCCACGUGUGCCUGUGCCGCCAUCGUCGCCCAGGUCACGGCUCAGGACUGGGAUGACAGCGAUCUCCCGCCUGUUUCCUCCGAGACCCUCGUCGAUCUCGUCACCCUCGAGGACCUGCAGGCUGGCGCCGAAAAGCUCCAGUCUAUUGCCGAUGAGAACGACGGCACCCGCGUUUUCGGUGGCGCGGGUCAUAAUGCCACCGUCGAUUGGCUUUUCGACGAGCUCAGCGCGCUUGGCUACUACGAUGUUUCAAAGCAGGCGUUCGUGGAGCUCUUCUCCGGCGGGUCUGGCUCGCUCUCAGUCAAUGGCGAAGAAUAUGAAGCGGACAUUCUGACUUACACCCCUAGUGGUAGCGCUAGUGGAUCUCUGGUCGCCGUCGACAACCUGGGCUGCGAAGAGGCCGACUUUCCCGCCGAGGUCGAGGGUCAGAUUGCCCUCAUCUCGAGAGGUGAGUGCACUUUCGCCCAAAAGGCCACCAACGCUGCCACUGCCGGAGCUGCUGCGGCUCUGAUCUACAACAACGUCGAGGGUAGCCUAGCUGGCACUCUUGGCGGUGUCGGCGACUACGUGCCCGUCCUUGGCCUUGUGCAGGCUGAUGGCGAGGCUCUUUUGGCUCUGGCUGAGGCCGGUGAGACAGAGGUUGAGAUGGAGGUCAGCGCCAUCCUUGAGAAUCGGACUACGUUCAACGUCAUUGCCGAGACCAAGGGAGGCGACCACGACAAUGUCAUUGCCCUUGGUGGGCACACCGAUUCGGUAGAGGCCGGCCCCGGUCUCAACGAUAACGGCAGCGGUACCAUCGGUCUGCUGACGGUAGCAAAGGCGCUCAUCAACUUCUCUACCACCAACGCCGUCCGCUUCUUGUUCUUCAGCGCCGAAGAAUUUGGCCUGCUGGGUGCCGAAUACUACGUUUCGCAGCUCAACCAGUCCGAGACCGAGCUUGCCAAAGUCCGAGCCUAUCUCAACUUCGACAUGAUUGCCUCGCCCAACUACAUCAUUGGCAUCUACGAUGGUGAUGGCAGCGGCUUCAAUCUGACCGGCCCUCCUGGCUCUGCCGAGAUUGAGCUUGGCUUUGAGCAGUUCUUCGAGUCACAGGGGUCGAACUAUGUGCCCACCGAGUUCAGUGGCCGCUCUGACUACGGCCCCUUCCUUGAGAACGGUAUUGCCGCCGGCGGUCUCUUUACCGGGGCAGAAGAAAUCAAGACCGAGGAGGAGGCUGAGUUGUUUGGCGGCACUGCGGGUGAGGCUUUGGAUGCCAACUACCACGAGGCCGGUGAUACCAUCGACAACCUCAACUAUGAUGCAUUCCUGCUCAAUACCAAAGCUAUUGCUGAUGCCGUCGCCCUGUACGGCACCUCGCUCGACUCGAUUCCAGUGCGUGGAGCUGCUGAAAGGAGAAGGUCGGCCGAGGUCGCCAAGGCUCGCUUCAAGGAGAAGCGGGCGGAAAAGCACGUCCACAACGCGCCUUGCGGUCAUACCAAGUCGGAGCUUUGA